This is a messenger RNA of Toxorhynchites rutilus septentrionalis, 2401 nucleotides long. RefSeq lists its product as uncharacterized. The record is from RefSeq and is a predicted model, not a curated record. The transcript is spliced from 4 exons. Lineage: Eukaryota; Metazoa; Arthropoda; Insecta; Diptera; Culicidae. The coding region runs from base 394 to 1833 and encodes 479 amino acids.
GAUGCGUGAGCCGUUGCGAUGCUCUCGAUGCUCUGACUGAGAUAGGUCUAAAACAUGCGUUUUUUCCUCUUUCGUCUUAGGCCCCGUUCGUACACCUCCUCCGGGAGGACUGGUUUUUCGGCCGUACUGCCCCGGUCCAUCAUCGGAAAUUGGGGGGACUCAUCUCUGUUUUGUCGUAUCUUACCACCCCGGCCAGAGACAGAGAUGAGUGAGUGCGCGGCACAGCGCUGCGACAUGGUGGUGGGGAUCUGCCUAUAUUUAUCGAUACAAACAAUGCUAUCAGCAUGCAGUGCGAGAUCUAGCUUCCUCCGGUGAAUAUCGGGGCCUGAUUUUUGUUCGGAUUUGGAUUUUGGUGUUUCAGUUCUGAAAGUGUGACAAUUUGUGAGUUUGAAAAUGAAGAUUUUCGUGGUUUUGGCUUGCAUAGCCGUCGCAUCGGGUCGUCCGGAACCUCCGGUUCAGGGAUACAACUAUUCGCCACGUGUGGUUAAUGGAGGCUCGGGAGGUGGCGGCGGACAUUCUGGUGGUGGAUCAUCCGUUCAAAUUACCCCAUCAAUCCAGCUGGCUACGAUUUCUGCUGGAGGUAACUCAGGUCUCGGUGGUCAUAUUGGUGGUGGUGGUGGUGCUGCCUCCUACAGCUCCGGUUCUAGCGGAGGUAGCUUCGGAGGUGGUGCUUCCUAUAGCUCCGGUGGCUCCAGUGGAAUUGGUGCCGGUUUCGGAGGUGGUGCUACUGUGCUGCAGGCCGUCCCUGCUGUGCAGUUCGUAAGCACUGGCCAUUCAUCGGGAGGAAGCGCCGGAUUCGGAGGAUUCGGUGGAAGCUCGGGCUUCGGUGGUAGCUCCGGUUUUGGUGGAAGCUCCAACUUUGGCGGUGGCUCUGGAUUCGGAGGAUUUGGUGGAUUCAGCGGUUUUUCGGGAGGAUUUGAUGGAGCUGGAUUGGGAGUGGUAGGACUAGGAGGUGGAUCUGAGUUGGGAGGUGCCGGAUUCGGAGGAGUUGGACUUGGAGGAGGUGCCGGUGGUUUCGGAGGUGGACUUGGUGGUGGAUUAGCAAGUGCCGGAGGCCAUGGAGGAUUGGGAGGUGCCGGAGGUCAUGCAGCAGCCGGUCAAGCUGUUAUCCAGAAGCACAUCUACGUUCACGUCCCACCACAGGAGCCAGAGGAAGCUCACGCCCAGCAGAUCCUUGCAACUGGAGCCCCAAGAAAGCACUACAAAAUCAUCUUCAUCAAGGCACCAAGCGUGCAGCCUUCGGCCGCCCAAAUCGCCGUCCAGCAGGCACAGCAACAGGAGAAGACCAUCGUGUACGUCCUGGUGAAGAAACCUGACGAUCAGGGUGAUAUCAACAUCCCGUCGCUGCCUGCCCUGGCACCAAGCAAACCAGAGGUUUACUUCAUCAAGUACAAGACCAACCGUGCGGGAGGCGCUGGAGCCGGUGGUGUCAUCGGAGGUUCGAUCGGAGGUGGUGAUGCCCUCGGUGGAGGUUCUCUCGGCGGUGGUUCUCUUGGCGGUGGUGCUCUUGGAGGUGGCGAUCUUUCUGGACAAUUCUUGAGCGGUGCUACACUGGGAGGUGGUUCCCUGGGUGGUGGAUCUCUUGGCGGAGGAUCCAUUGGAGGUGGCUCGCUCGGUGGAGGAGCUUCACUCGGAGGAAUUUCAUUCGGUGGAGCGUCUAGUUCGUCGGGUUCCAGCAUCGGGUACGAGUCCGGCAGCUCGCUGGGAUCAUCUUCUGGCGGUGGCCUCACACUAUCCAUUGGCGGGGGAUCAUCUUCGUCGUCGAGUAGCGGUGGAACCGGUCCCAAUGGCCAAUAUGGUCUCCCAAGUGAACAGCAGCAGGGCUAUCCAUAAACCCAUCCACCAGCCUCCCCCAAGCAGAAAGGAAAUUCCCCUCCGAGCACUUCGGGCGUCGAUAGAUACCGACGCGACCGACGCAACGCCCGCAUAAAAAUGCUUUAAAACUAGUCUAAAUGAAAUAUGUGCAGUGGCGGGGGUUUUUCCUAGAAGCAAGUGACCCUUCCCCCACUUCAGGAAACCGGACCCAACGCUGUGACAAUUGAAAAUGCUCGCGCCGGGUGGCCAUCUUUUUUUUUAACGGUGACAAAUGAAGAAAGAUGGCUCUCGAGAUGUGUCAAACUGCCGAACUGUGCUCACGUUUUUCUGCUACGAUAAAAACAUGUGUGUGAAACUAGUUUAAUUUAGAACCAAUUUAAUGAACCCCGCGACUCCACAACUGACAAUGUUUUCGCUGUUAAAUUAUUGAUCCUAGAAAGUGAGAUUGAAGACAGAAGGUGAAAUGGAUGUGCUCUUGGGUUAGAACAUUUCCAGAACUUGGAAGCUAGAUUAAUGAGAGAAAAUCAUAUUGUUGUUUAUAGUUUUUAGUGUCAUGCGUAAUGCUAAAUAUAUACAAGCGAUUUUA